AUGAUCGGCAAGGAACAAGGCUUGCGUGGUUUCAUACAAAGAAAACUGGAAUCCCUGAAUGUGAGUAAAGACCAAAUAUUGUGGUACCAUUGCAUUAUACAUCAGGAAUCACUUUGCUCCAAAAUCAUUAAGUUUGAUCACGUCAUGGAUAAUGUCGUGAAAGCUGUCAACUUCAUUCGGAGUCGUGCGUUAAAUCAUCGACAGUUUCGAAAUUUUCUCGAUGAGAUAAACGCCGAAUUUUCUGGCAUUCCUUACUUUACCGAGAUCAGGUGGCUCAGCUGUGGACGUACUUUGAAACGCUUUUACGAUAUUCGAGAACAUGUGGCAGCAUUUCUUGAAGCAAAAGGAAAUUCAUGCAUUAGUUUUGAUGACGACAAAUGGAUGAAUGAUUUUUCCUUUCUGGUGGACAUUACACACAAGCUGAAUGAGUUGAAUGUGCGGUUACAAGGAAAAGAAAAACUCAUCCAUAAUUUGUUUGGGGAGAUGACAGCUUUCCAAAAGAAACUGGAUUUGUGGAUUACUCAAAUUGCUGACAGCAAUUAUGCUCACUUCCCUUGCCUUCAGGAACAGCCGCACAUUUCAGUCAUAAAUCGGGAAUUCUUUGUGAGCGAGUUAAAACGGAUGCAGGAAGAAUUUGCCAGGAGAUUUAAGGAUUUCCGUGCUUGUGAAGACCAGCUGAAAAUUUUUUCAAUGCCUUUUGACGUGGAUCCUGCUGAUCCCCGUUGA
Octopus sinensis (East Asian common octopus) is the source of this 726-nucleotide messenger RNA. Its product is annotated as general transcription factor II-I repeat domain-containing protein 2A-like. The coding region runs from base 1 to 726 and encodes 241 amino acids. NCBI's taxonomy places the organism in Eukaryota, Metazoa, Mollusca, Cephalopoda, Octopoda, Octopodidae. The transcript has a single exon. The record is from RefSeq and is a predicted model, not a curated record.